AUGUCUUCCGCAACAUCUGCUGCAAAGUCAGAUUCGUUUGACGAGUUCUACACCGAGGUGAAAGAAAUCGAAAAACGUGAUUCAGUCUUGACUCCCGUACAGCAAAUUGAGAGGUUACUACGCCCUGGUUCCACUUAUUUCAAUCUCAAUCCAUUUGAGGUAUUGCAAGUUGACCCAGACUCUUCAUUGGAUGAGAUAAAAAAGAAAUAUCGUAGAUUGUCUAUACUUGUGCAUCCUGAUAAAAAUAUGGAUGAUCUAGAGAGAGCACAACAAGCCUUUGAACUAGUGAACAGAGCUUGGAAGAUACUAGAGUGUGAUGAGACAAGAAAAAAAUGCUUAGACAUUUGUGAAGAGGCUAAGGAACGAACUGAUCACAUGAUUGAACAGAAAAGGAAAAAGCUUAAAAAAGAAAACCGUUUGGCUGAAAUUAUUCCUGAAGACGAUCCUAUCAAAUACAAACAUGCUGUUUAUGUUAUGACAAUGAAGUUAUUUGCGGAUAUGGAACGCAAACGUCAACACCUGGAAGUAAGGGACAUGGAGGAGAGAAAGAGGAAACGAGAAGCAGAAAUUGAACAGGAAGAACAAAAAUCUUUUGAGAAAGAGUGGGCUAAGAACUUCGAGGAAUCUCGUCAGAAUCGCGUCGACAGUUGGAAAACCUUCCAAUCUGGUGGUGGUAAAGAGAAAAAGAAAAAGAAAAUCCAAGGUUUCAAACCGCCCAAACCCAAACCAGAGAGUAGAUAA
Molecule: messenger RNA, 741 nt
Organism: Arctia plantaginis
Lineage: Eukaryota; Metazoa; Arthropoda; Insecta; Lepidoptera; Erebidae
Source: the annotation of a GenBank genome assembly